Messenger RNA from Mesitornis unicolor (brown roatelo), 977 nucleotides. RefSeq names its product SERTA domain-containing protein 2-like. The transcript is spliced from 2 exons. Lineage: Eukaryota; Metazoa; Chordata; Aves; Mesitornithiformes; Mesitornithidae. Gene Ontology annotation, cellular component: nucleus. Gene Ontology annotation, molecular function: transcription regulator activity. The record is from RefSeq and is a predicted model, not a curated record. Bases 126 to 977 code for a protein of 283 amino acids.
AGUCACAUCAUCCUACCUCGGUGGAUGGCUUGGCCUCUCAAAUAGUUCAAGACUCUUGGAUGACCACACUUUAUGCAAAAUCUGGAAUCUUCCUGCCUGGACUCCUUUCUGGUUUCUAAGGGUUCAUGUUGGGGAGAGGUCUAAAGCGCAAGCUGAGUGACUAUGAGGAGAACAUGGCUGGUCUCUCGAGUGCCUUUGAUUCCAGUCGAAAUCUGCCAUACCCACUUAAGAGGCAGUUGGUGCUUAACAUGUGCCUCACCAAGUUACAGACGUACAAAAUGCUGGUGGAACCGAACUUGCACCGCUCUGUCCUCAUAGCCAACACAGUGCGGCAAAUUCAAGAGGAAAUGAGACAAGAGAGUAACCAGCAGCCAAUUAACGUCUGCCCUGGCAUUGCUCCGAGUUGUCACAGCUACACAGGGAUGGAGACAUCUGGGAUUUCUCUGCAGUUGCCUUCAGGUAUUAGUCAGCAAGAGUCUAACUGUUGCAACUUGCGGUCUGUAGAAGACCCUAUUGAAAACAGCCUGCUGAUAGUCUCAGAUGAUGAUAUGUCAUCUGCUAUUUCAUCUAUUCUGAAGGAUUUAGACUUUGUAGAAGAUAUCAGCCCCCCUACUUGUCUGGUUCCUACUGGAGAUGACCAGCCAAAGUUUCCAGAAAAUACAGGUCUAAAACUAGAAGAUGAUAGACAGGAUUUGAAGGGAGCUGAAUGCGUGUUUGGUUCCUUUGAGAUCUCAAAUUCAACCAGUUACUUGAAGGAUUUGGCAAUAGACGACAUUUUUGAGGAUAUUGACACUUCCAUGUAUGAUUCAGACUUCUGUUGCCCUCCACUAACGCCACCCAGACCACCAUCUCUUGCUACAGAAGAACCAUUGAAAACCUUUCCAUCCUGUAAUUCUUCCUCAGCAAGCAACAUUCAGAUAUGUAGAACAGAUCUGAGUGAAUUGGACCACAUCAUGGAAAUUCUCGUUGGAUCCUGA